This is a messenger RNA of Xyrauchen texanus (razorback sucker), 2849 nucleotides long. RefSeq lists its product as uncharacterized. The transcript has 19 exons. NCBI's taxonomy places the organism in Eukaryota, Metazoa, Chordata, Actinopteri, Cypriniformes, Catostomidae. The coding region runs from base 1 to 2628 and encodes 875 amino acids. The record is from RefSeq and is a predicted model, not a curated record. Gene Ontology annotation, molecular function: protein binding.
AUGAAGAUUGAAUACCCAAAGCAGUUCUUUCCUCUUGAGACAGCGUGCCAGUUAUGCCUUGGACAUCCUGCACUUGCAGAGGCUGUACUCGUUACCAAAAAAGCUAGGAUUGUCAGCAUGAUGGGCUUGAUAGAAAACAUUUCAACAUACCAUAGGAUAUGUCCACAGUGCAACAUGGUGUAUAGGUACCAGGAGUGGAAAGAUGGUCUUCACAACUUUGAUAACCAUAUUUUUCUCACCCUUGAACUUUGUCUGUUUCUCAGAGAAAAUGUUACUAACCAUGUGUCUGUGUCAAGAGUUGUGGAUUCAUUGGAGGGGUUAAGAGGAGAGAAGUUUCCACCCAGGAAUGUCAUAUUUCACGCCUAUUGCCACUUUGAGGCUUUGUGCGACACAGAGUACACUUACUCCUGUAUCAACUGUGGAUUUUACCCACCUGUGGUAGUCAUGGAUUUACACAGGAAAGGGGUUUUCAAGCUGGCAGUCAGUGACCUCAAAGCACCCCUGAUGACUUCAACGGAGAACAUGACAUUGAGAGUUGGAGUUGUGAGAAAAUUGUGCAAAGCCUGCAACAUCGACACCAAGGGCUCCCGCCUUGAUCUCAUAACAAGACUGAAGGAGAACAUGAAGAGCAGACAAACAUAUGACAAGGUCUUCCAAAGCAUAUGGGGUGCAUCUGGUGGAUGGUCUGUAAUACUUUGCCCACAUGGCAUUGUAUACAGCAUCAAAUUUAAUCUACGUGCUGAAAGUCCCAGGGACUUUGCAGACCUGUUACUCUCCUGGAAGCACUUUCCAAAUGUCUGUGUUUAUGAUUUUGCAAGAGGUUUGGCGACACACACCAAUUUGCGGGUUCCUCAUUCACUGCCUUUCCAGCCUUUUGAGGGCAGACUGUCUGAUCCCACAGAAGAGAAUGUGAAGGCAGCCAGGGAUGGGAAAUUGCUGGUAUCACUGCCAUGGCUACAUGAAAGUGUGCACUGUGGGGAGGAUAAUGCUCAUCUGGUCACUGGAUCAUCUGAGCACUAUGUCUUAUAUGACCGCUUCCAUGAGCAGAAUGCCACAGAUCCAAAGGACAUACUACGCAGGAUCCAACUUGUCCCUGAGCUGAAAGGGUGGUUGAAUAGCCAAGUUGCUGAGCAGUUCUUUGCCAAAAUGCGUAAAAGCAACUACUUCUUCAAUAACAUGACUCCAUCAACCCAUGCAUUUCUUAUGAGAAGUGUUAUCCAUCGUCAUAACACCUCCACAAAUAGAGCACUUCUGGAGAGGCAGUUAAACUCUGGAUGUCGGCUUGAACUUGUAAACACCAUCACCUUGUCUACUUUGGGACAAGCUGUCAUAGGUGAUGCAUCAAAACGACGAAGCACAACUGUGGUGGCUCAGGCAUCUUCAGCAACAAGAUCUCAACUCACUCCAGCCGAGCCAAGGUCAACUGAAAGCAUAGCUGCACAACCACCCACUGAUGAAGCACAAACACAAAAUGUUGGCCCUUCGCACCAUUGUGGGCAGCAUUGUGCAACACUUACUGCCAUCAGCAACCUCAGGCCCUGUAGAACAAUGUGGUCAGCUGGAGGAGAUCAUCCCCUCCAGGAACAGCUGGUCAGCUAUGUUCUGGAUGAGGGUAGGCCUGCCAAUGAAAUUAUGAUUAAGGAUGGCCCUACAUGUUUGACCAGAGAGAACCUGUUAUCUUUAGGUCUAAACAGGGAAAUGGACUCAAUGGUGGGAAAUGCUUGUCUGAGGCUUGUUAAGGAGAUGGUUGAGUUACAGGGGAAAAAGGUCUUUAUUAUGGACCUCCACAUCCCCCCAACAUGGCUCCCACCCUUGAGUUGUGACCCUCUAGGCAGUCUUCCUGUCAACUCCACCGAGAAAGAUGCACUUAUAUUCCCGCUGUGGACACAAGGCCAUUUUUUGCUAUGUGGGCUACCCCUACAACAUUAUGGGAUUGACUGUGGACUAUUUAUGGUUAUGUAUACCUGGUACAUAACUGUGGAGGCAGCCUUUGAUUUCACCACCUCUGACAUGCCAUAUCUGAGGAGUUGGUGGUGCAAGGAUUUGCUCGAGAACCUUGAGAUUGAGGGACAUGGUCGAAGAUUUGCGCAUUUUACACAGGAAGGCAGGAAGAUGGGGGAUGGAAGUCUGCCGCCCGUUUUUCGUGUCCUUAGGAAAAGGAGAUACAGCACUUUGGUACCUACGAUCCCAGCAAAGAUGUUAAGGGUUUCACAGGAUGGGGCUGUGGCCACUGACAUUUUGCAGUUGCCCGAUGACAUUCUCCAGAGGAUCCUUGUCUUUGUAGUUCUACAAGACGGCUGCUCUGCAAUCCCGAGGCUGGCUCUGACAUGCCAGAGAUUAAACAACAUUGUCAGCCAGGAGCAUUUUCAGCAGGAGGCACACUUCAGCUGGCUUGAUAGUGUAGUGAAUUGGAAAAGACUUUCAGAGAGACACCGUCAAAUGCACAGAAAGCCGUACACCAUCUCUAUAUGCAGCCGCCUACAAUGCAGCCAGCUUUACAAAGACUGUGGGGCUGGCUACCAGGGAAAUGGACAACGGGGAGUGCUUUUGGGGUUUUACUCCUCAGAUGACAACCCUGGCUACUGUAGCUGGGAUUGCUUUUUGGAUGAUGGAGGUCUUGAACAGUGAAGUGUGUGUGCGCGCGCAGUGUUGUCUUUGAUGUAACAAUUUUGGUCACUUUUUUGUAAUUCAAGUGUGUUGUCAAUAUAUAUAUAUUUUUUUAAACAAUUCAAUUAACUGGAAAUUAUUCUUCAUUAUUUUACUGUGGUUGAUUUGCAUGUUAUUUUGCUUUAAAUACAAAAUUCAAAAUUAUUUUUUUCAUAUUUGUAUUUUUUUUACAGUAUGGUCCC